AUGCAGGAAGGCCAACAGGCCUUGGAAGAAGAAGCAGAGUCAGACCAACCAGCAGAGGCAGGAGGACCUUCACAACUUCAACCCGGUAGUACCUUGACGGCAUCACCCAUUUCCAUCGACCCGACUUCAGACAUGGGCCAGGCUGCUAGUACCAGCGCCGAAUCUGCUGCUGAGUCCACCACCGAAUCACCCACAGACAAGACACCUAGCCAACAACCGGCGGCUGGUGCUGUCUCAAGUACACCACAACCGGCGGCAGUCAUGUCUGCUCCUUCUGCUCCUGCUGCUCCUCCUAGGUCUGCUGCUGCUCCAGCUAAUACAGCAACACCUCGUCCGGCUCGACCAAAUUACCCACCAUACGCCACCCGUCCACCUCUUCCCGACGUGAACGUCACGCAAGAAACAAUAGAAGAUGCCUACGUCGACUUUAUCUUCCACUGCAACCCCCACGUGCCUUUAGAAACCGACACCAUUGUCCUCCGGGAUACGUUCUCCGACCCGCCAAAAAGCGGCGGCAAGUCCUUCAACACCUUUGUGCUCUUCGGACUGAUCAAGCAGCUGGAGACCAAGGAAAUCAAGACAUGGGCCGAGUUGGCUCUCAAGCUAGGCGUUGACCCACCUGACACCGACAAGGGCGAGAGUUCGCAGAAGAUCCAGCAAUAUGCUGUCCGCUUAAAGAGGUGGAUGCAUUCCAUGCACAUUGACUCGUUUUUCGAGUAUCUCGUUGGACGGGAGCACGAGUACUGGGUGGAUAUCCCGUCGCUGGCAAUCCCUCUCACCGAGGUAGAAAGAGACGGCGUGCGGGCGGAGGAUGAUAUGGCUUUGAGGGCUUUGUUGCCGCAUAUUAGGCCAAGGAGAGGCAGGAGGAAGCCCGGGGAGGAUGGUGAUGCUCAGUCUCCUUUACCUGGUGGUCCGGGUGGUGGAGAGCCGUGGUCUGCUCACCCUGCUGCUCAGAGGGGUAGUGUCUUCACUUUCGAUAACACACGGCUUGGAGUACCUGGACAAGGAGGAGGAGCUCCUUGGGGUAACAAUGAUGGGGGUCAGACUCCCAUGACUGCGUAUCCCCAGUCUGCUAUUACUCCCACGACAAGAACCAACUUUUGGUCUGAUGAGCCUAGGUCGGCUAUCACACCGUCUGGAUCAAAGCCCAAGUCUCUGAGUAGGCGUCACGGGGCUAAAGUGGUAUCGUCGGCAUGGAGAACUGGUGGAGCUACCGGUCGUGUCCGAGGACGGCCGCCCAUCAAUCGGCAGUUGAACAGUGACGGCCCCUUUUCGGCCUUCCCAGCGUCGAGUGAUUCACCUCACUACGGGAAACACGCCUUUCCCAAUAACAAUAACCCGCCGCCGCCGUCACAAACCCCUAUUCUGCCUCCUCCACGACCAAAUCCCGCCCCAGCAGGUGUUGUUCAAACUGCAACAUCCGCAACGGCCGCUCAGCCAUCACCAACGAUCCGAGAACCUCCGGCCCCAGCAGCAUCCGGCCGUCCAGCAAAGCGAACCCGUCUCUCCCUCCAAGUCCCCGAGCGCGUAGGCAAUGAAGUCCGUCUGGCUACUCCUCCCCUCUUAGCCCCGGCCCCGCCCACGCUGAUGGUAAACGGCCAAGCGCAGCCUUCUUCUACCAACUCCAACUCCUACAUCCACCCCCAAUACGCCCAAAUCACCAACCACCAACAGCAACACCAGAACCAAUCUUCACAACUCCACUUCCUCCCAUCCGGCCCCUCUCCCUCUUUCACCUUCUCCACAACACCUCAGCAAAACCUCAACGGCCCCUCAACCACCAUCCCAACAACCUCCUCCCUAACCCUCACCCACCCCCACACCGGCCACGGGCCUUUGGGCCCCUCCCCAUUUACUCCCCAAUCCCUCGUCGACCCCUCCACAGACAAAUACAAUUUACUAGAUGUCGAGUCCAUCUUCAUUCACCAGAUCUUGUCAGCCACCUGGCUUGAUCCCCAGGGGAACCAGAUCCCGGCUUGUUCUGUUGACGAAGCGUUUGCGUUUUGUCAUACCGUCAUAGAAAACUUGCAUCGGAAUGCGAGCAACAAGGAGGGGUUUCUGAUUAAUUUGGCGGCGCUAGUGGGGGGGUAUUCACUUAUGAAUAGGGAUGGGGGGCCGGGUGGUAGGACUGAUGGGGGGCAGGGACAGCAGGGGGUGGGAGGUGCAGGUGGAGGUGGAAGUGGAAGUGGAAGUGGAAGUGGUUCUGGGAGGGGGUUGAGGGUUACGAAACUUGGUGAGGGGUUUGAUCCGCCUUCAGAAGAAGAAGAAGGAGCAGGAGGCGGAAGCGGAGGCAAAUGGAUCAAGGUAUUGGCGGUUUGGGGAUUGAGACUGGGAGGGAUAUGUGGGAAUUACUCGAUGGAGGAGGUGAUUAGACUUGGGAAAUGGGGUGCUGGUGGUGGUGCAAAGAAGCCUACUUCCUCCAGUGAAGAUGCGGUAGCUGGUGCAGAAGGAGAUCAGAAUGGUGAAAGUUCAACUGCUGGUGGUGCUGGUGAAAAGAGCAGUGGUAGAGGGGGCAAGCGACAAGGCAACACAAACAAAAAGUUGUCCAAGAAGGAGGAAGAAGAACUAGAGAAGAAAAAGAGAGAGGAAGAAUUGAAAAAGGCCGAGGAGGAGAAAAAGAUGUGGCAACAGAAGUUCAUGGAUAUGGUGGCUGCGGUCAAGAAGAGGGAUGAGGAGUUGGCGCUGUUGAAGGGGAGUAUGUUGCAUGCGUUGAGGGAGAGGGAGGUAUGA
Sordaria macrospora k-hell is the source of this 2730-nucleotide messenger RNA. RefSeq lists its product as uncharacterized. Gene Ontology annotation, molecular function: DNA replication origin binding. The record is from RefSeq and is a predicted model, not a curated record. Lineage: Eukaryota; Fungi; Ascomycota; Sordariomycetes; Sordariales; Sordariaceae.